ACAUGCUGACCCAUACUGCUGAUUUCCAUGGUGUUUCGAUUCUUUAAAAAAAAUAAAAAAAGUACCGCUCCAAACGUGCUUUCUUAUGCUCUCAAGUAUACUUUGAGAUAAGCUUCGAUGGAUGUCAGUCUGUCUUGAGUCCAUGACUUAAAGCUUAUUUAGUUCGCCUGCUUUGGUCAGAUGAUCAAGGACUUUUUACGUGUGCAAACGUUCAGACUAGAGCUGUAUCAAGGCAUCGGAGCACGUGGAUAGCAAAGCAAACAAACAGGUCAAAGCAUAUGUAUAUUAAACUCUGAUAGAAAUGAACAGUGAAAAUUUUUCCUUGAGUGAAAAGAUUGUUUCAUCCUCCUAUGUGCGUCAAGGCUGUCAAGCACGUCGCGGUCACGAGCAACUAAUACGAGUUCUACUAGAGCAAGGGAAAUGUCCCGAGGUGGGAUGGAGCGAGAGUACCAUAGAGCUGUUCCUGAACGAGUUGGCCAUUAUGGACAGCAACAACUUUCCAGGCAACUGCGGAGUAGGGGAGAGAGAAGGAAGGGUAGCCUCUAGUCUUGUGGCUAGACGACAUUACAGAUUGAUUCAUGGCAUUGGUCGGUCAGGUGACAUUGCCGCAAUACAACCAAAGGCUGCGGGUUCGAGUCUCCUCAAUAAACUUACUAAUUCAGUUGUACUAGACAUUCUUAAACUCGCAGGUGUGCGGAGCGUGUCCUCGUGUUUCGUUGUUCCCAUGGCAACAGGGAUGAGUUUGACAUUGUGCUUCCUAACUCUCAGACACCGGAGACCUGGAGCACGCUACAUCGUCUGGCCUCGCAUUGACCAGAAGUCCUGCUUUAAGUCCAUGGUCACCGCUGGUUUUGAACCAGUGGUGAUAGAGAAUGUUCUGGAAGGAGAUGAACUGAGGACUGAUCUGGAGGCUGUGGAGAAGAAGAUUGAGGAACUUGGUGCAGAGAACAUCCUGUGCGUCCAUUCAACAACUUCCUGUUUUGCUCCCCGCGUUCCCGACAGGUUGGAAGAGCUUUCUGUAAUUUGUGCCAAACACAACAUUCCUCAUGUAGUGAACAAUGCUUACGGAGUGCAGUCAUCCAAGUGUAUGCAUCUGAUUCAGCAGGGAGCCCGUGUAGGUAGAAUUGAUGCUUUUGUUCAAAGUCUGGACAAAAAUUUUAUGGUUCCUGUGGGCGGGGCUAUCAUUGCUGGUUUUGAUGAGACCUUCGUUAAGGAGAUCAGUAAAAUGUAUCCCGGUCGGGCGUCAGCCUCACCCUCCCUGGAUGUCCUCAUCACCCUGCUGACCCUGGGGGCCAGUGGCUACAGGAAACUCCUUGCCGAGCGAAAGGAGCUGUACAGCCACCUGGCAGAGGAGGUAAAGACUCUGGCAAAGGCCCACGGAGAGAGGCUGCUGCAUACCCCGCAUAACCCCAUAUCUCUAGCCAUGUCGCUGGAUGGUCUCCAGACUGCGAGCGACGGAGCCGUGACCCAGCUGGGUUCCAUGCUCUUCACAAGGCAGGUGUCAGGGGCCAGAGUGAUCCCUAUGGGAGUGGAGCAGACAGUGAGCGGGCACACUUUCCGUGGCUUCAUGUCGCACUAUGACUCAUACCCGUGCCCUUACCUGAAUGUUGCGUCUGCCAUUGGCAUCACCCGUGAUGACGUGUCACUGUGCAUGAAAAGGCUGGACAAGUGUCUGAAAAGUCUGAAGAAAGUUAAUAAUCAUGAGAAGAGUGUAUCUACAUCGCCCCCCACUGGCCGGAAGGACUUAACGGCAGCCUAAAGUGGAUUAAUUAGAGGCUUCUUAGUUACAUCUCAGUCUCAUCUCAGAUGUCUCAGAAGUAUACUGUUCUAGAAAUAAAUAAAUAAAUAAGAAAUCCCUAUGACAAGUCCAGGAAAUGGUGAACUAAUUUCAGAUAAAUCUCAUUUCUAAAUCUCGUUUCUUAAUGUGUCAUAUAAUUUGCUAUUAUGUAACAAAUAAGACUUUGAAAGCAUCAUAAUGUUGCAAUUUGUUCAGUAGAGACAUCUUUGUUUAACAUCAUCUUUGUUAGACAUCUUUGUUAAAGUGAAUUGCAGCAUAGGCAUCAAGUAAGCAAAACUGAAAUGGACAAAACAACAUAAUUUGCUCAUGUCAUUAACCUGAAAUUGAUUCUGAAUUCAGUCUGAAGCAAGCACUACUGCCUUUUUGUUUGGAAAGAGUGAAAUGUUUGUGUUGUGAUUCAUCUUAUUUUGAAUAUAGGCUGAAUAUUUGUAAAUAGUAUACAGAG
This is a messenger RNA of Chanos chanos (milkfish), 2243 nucleotides long. RefSeq names its product Sep (O-phosphoserine) tRNA:Sec (selenocysteine) tRNA synthase (gene sepsecs). Bases 302 to 1759 code for a protein of 485 amino acids. The transcript has 11 exons. NCBI's taxonomy places the organism in Eukaryota, Metazoa, Chordata, Actinopteri, Gonorynchiformes, Chanidae. The record is from RefSeq and is a predicted model, not a curated record. Gene Ontology annotation, molecular function: O-phosphoseryl-tRNA(Sec) selenium transferase activity; tRNA binding. Gene Ontology annotation, biological process: conversion of seryl-tRNAsec to selenocys-tRNAsec; selenocysteine incorporation.